GCAUAGCAGCAAUGCAAAACUUGCUCUUUGGAUUUUGAGCUUAGUCUCUUCUAGCAGUUUCUUGUAGCCAUGUCUGAAACCGCUCCUGCCGAGACAGCCACCCCGGCGCCGGUGGAGAAGUCCCCGGCUAAGAAGAAGACAACUAAGAAGGCGGCCGGCGCGGCUAAGCGCAAAGCGACCGGCCCCCCAGUCUCAGAGCUGAUCACCAAGGCUGUGGCCGCUUCUAAGGAGCGCAAUGGCCUUUCUCUGGCCGCCCUUAAAAAAGCCCUAGCGGCGGGUGGCUACGACGUGGAGAAGAACAACAGCCGCAUCAAGCUUGGUCUCAAGAGCCUGGUGAGCAAGGGCACCCUGGUGCAGACCAAGGGCACCGGUGCUUCCGGCUCCUUCAAGCUCAACAAGAAGGCGGCCUCCGGGGAAGCCAAGCCCAAGACCAAGAAGGCGGGCGCCGCCAAAGCUAAGAAGCCCGCGGGGGCCACCCCUAAGAAGCCCAAGAAGGCUGCAGGAACGAAAAAGUCAGUGAAGAAGACUCCGAAGAAGGCGAAGAAGCCCGCGGCGGCUGGAGUAAAAAAAGUGGCGAAGAGUCCUAAGAAAGCCAAGGCCGCCGCCAAGCCGAAAAAGGCAACGAAGAGUCCUGCCAAGCCCAAGGCUGUUAAGCCGAAGGCAGCAAAGCCCAAAGCCUCUAAGCCGAAAGCAGCAAAACCUAAAGCUGCAAAGGCCAAGAAGGCGGCUGCGAAAAAGAAGUAGGAAGCUGGCAUGUGAAAACCGCAACCAAGCCCCAAAGGCUCUUUUCAGAGCCACCUAGAGAUCUCUUAAAAAUUGCUGUGCACAAAAUGACUUUGCCUUCUCUCUGCC
Sapajus apella (tufted capuchin) is the source of this 852-nucleotide messenger RNA. It is a transcript of the gene H1-5, whose product is annotated as H1.5 linker histone, cluster member. Lineage: Eukaryota; Metazoa; Chordata; Mammalia; Primates; Cebidae. Gene Ontology annotation, cellular component: nucleosome. The coding region runs from base 70 to 744 and encodes 224 amino acids. Gene Ontology annotation, biological process: nucleosome assembly. The transcript has a single exon. The record is from RefSeq and is a predicted model, not a curated record. Gene Ontology annotation, molecular function: structural constituent of chromatin; DNA binding.